Exophiala bonariae is the source of this 2736-nucleotide messenger RNA. RefSeq lists its product as uncharacterized. Gene Ontology annotation, biological process: protein phosphorylation. Lineage: Eukaryota; Fungi; Ascomycota; Eurotiomycetes; Chaetothyriales; Herpotrichiellaceae. The record is from RefSeq and is a predicted model, not a curated record. The coding region runs from base 1 to 2736 and encodes 911 amino acids. The transcript has a single exon. Gene Ontology annotation, molecular function: protein kinase activity; ATP binding.
AUGUUUUCGUCCGCGUUCAAAACCUUUUCAUCAAAUAUCACAUCCAACUAUGAAAUCUCGAAACAGGCAUCUUCGACCAUUGGCACAUGGACUGUGUUUGACGCGAAAAAGAAGAGCACCGGCUCACAGGCGUCAAUAUUCGUCUUCGAGAGGAAGUCACUCGAGGUCAGCAACAACGGCCUUGGUGGGCGGACAAGCUCCACAUCCAUUCGCAAAGCACAAGAUGAGGUCCUCGAGCGCCUGAAGAAAGAGGCUAGUAGCCUUGCUCGUCUGCGGCACCCAUCUGUUUUACAACUGGUAGAGCCCGUUGAGGAUACCCGAAAUGGCGGACUCAUGUUCGCGACUGAGCCUAUUCUUUGCUGCCUAUCAGCUGCCCUUGCUCAAAAAGACAGAGAUAGCGGGCGGUCUGGUAGUGGUGGAUCCAGGGCUAUAUCGGAUGACGGAACCACUUCGCGAGCGCUCAACGAUGUCGAAUUGGACGAAUUGGAAAUUCAAAAAGGCUUGCUCCAAGUGGCCAAAGGACUUGAGUUCUUACACGACUCAGCGAAGCUAGUACAUGGUAAUCUAACCCCAGAUGCAAUUAUCAUUAAUGCGAAAUCGGACUGGAAAAUUUCCGGGCUAGCCUUUGCUGGCCCACCUGACGGUGCUGAAGGUCACCAACCAGUUCCCCAAAUCUCACUUUCUGAAGUUCUUCACCAUGAUUCACGAAUACCCCGGACGGUGCAAUUGAACCUCGAUUACUCUUCUCCAGACUUUGUCCUUGACUCCAACAUUACCUUCUCGGCAGAUAUAUUCGCUUUGGGGCUGGUAAUACUGGCAUGUUACCGCCAACCUCAUCGAUCACCUGUCGAAACCCACGGCAAUCAGUCUACUUAUAAGAAGAUAUUCAGUAGUGCUUCUACGGCGCCCUCUAGUGCGAACAAUUACUUCUCGGAAAACGCCCUGCCCCGCGAAUUGAACGUUACGCUUCCCCGUAUGCUCACCAGAAGGCCCGCUCAGAGACUGACGGCAAGCGAGUUCCAACAAUCGGAUUACUUUGACAACAUCCUUGUCAACACGAUGAGAUUCUUGGACGCCUUCCCCGCCAAAACUCCUCUUGAGAAGUCUCAAUUCAUGAAAGGUCUUGGGCGUGUGAUGCCACAGUUUCCCCCCUCAGUACUGGGUAAGAAGAUACUGAGCGUACUUCUCGACGAGAUGAAAGAUCGAGAGCUGUUGCCUUUGAUAAUGCAAAAUAUCUUCCACAUUAUCAUGGUAAUCCCAUCGAGCCGGGAGGUUGUUUCCGACAAGAUAUUGCCUCGCAUGAGAGAGAUAUUUUUGUCCAAAUCAAAAUCGGAAGAGAGGGAUAGCAGCAAGGAGGCUGCUCUAGUUGCUGUUCUCAACAAUAUUAAGCUCAUUGCAGAAAAUUGUUCUGCAAAGCAGUUCAAAGAUGAUGUACUGCCGAUUGUCCACGUCGCCAUGGAAUCGCCCACUCAUUCUCUCACCGAUGCUGCACUCCAGACGCUACCUGUUGUGCUGCCCUUGAUUGAUUUCUCCACUGUGAAGCAUGAUCUCUUUCCGGUAGUUGCAAAUGUGUUCAGCAAGACCAACAGCUUAAGUAUCAAGAUUCAAGGUCUUGAAGCUCUUGGGGUCUUAUGCGGUGCUUCCACCAACGCUGAUCAAGGCCAAGUGGACGAUUACUCUGGAACGACACAAAAUGAAAGACAAGACAAGAACUUAUCCAGCCUCGAUAAAUUUACCAUGCAAGAAAAGGUCAUCCCCUUAUUGAAGGCUAUCAAAACAAAAGAGCCGGCAGUAAUGAUGGCAGGUUUGAAAGUCUUGCGUCAAAUUGGUCGAGUUGCGGACACAGAGUUUGUGGCCUUGGAACUCAUGCCGAUUCUUUGGUCGUUCAGUCUUGGUCCAUUGCUAGACUUGUCCCAGUUCAGAGCAUUUGUGGAGGUGAUCAAUUCACUCUCAACGAAAGUGGAGCAAGAACAAUGUCGCAAGCUGGGAGAGUUGUCAUCGAGUCGACCAACAGGAUCUCGUGCUGCCUCGAACCCUAUUUCGUCGACCGGCAACGGGACAAAUCGCAUUGUUGGAGGCACAGGCACCGAAGAAGAUUUCGAGAAGCUCAUCCUAGGAAGCAAAGGCGCAGAAAGGAAUGAGAUCUUUGCAGGAGCGUUUUCUGAAGGCCAGAAGCUGACUCCGAAUGCUCCUACGUUCUCUUGGUCAUCGGUUUCCCCUGGGACGAACGCUUCUGCGUCGACUCAAGUUCAUUCUCCCAUACCCAGUCUACAGCCACAGCCGAUUUCCAGAUCCAUAACUCCGGAUGUCAGUAUCUCAGCAUUCCCCAGCCUACAGCCGGCAAAUUUGAGCUCUGCUGCUGCUUGGGGGACACCAGCAGGGAUGCCCCCAGUGGGACUUCAGCAACGACAACAGCCGCUACAAACAACCAACUAUCUUUCCAGUCCUUCAAUAUCUCCACCACCACCUGGCAACAGUAGUCCAUGGCAACUUCCUCCACCACCGACCUCCCAGACUGUCGGGGGUAGCCAGUUUCGACCAGCGGUUGCACCUCCUCCACCAAGCAAUGUACAGAACCCAUGGCAGCAGACGAGCUAUAUGACAGCGAUAACACCGAGUAUAUCGGGCCCCCCUGCGCCGACAAAUAGCAUCUUGCAGCCACAGAUUAACUCUCCAAGGCCGAAUCAGCAGCCACAGCCGAAACAAGGGCUAGAUAAGUAUCAGUCUUUGCUCUGA